AUGGCCUCGUCCCAGGGGAGAAACGAGCUCAAAUUCGCCGACUGGAUGGCAACUCUGCCCGAGAGCAUCCACAGCAUCCCCCUCACCAAUUUAGCCAUCCCAGGGUCUCAUGAUUCCUUCAGCUUCUACAUUGAUGAAGCCUCUCCAGUAGGUCCUGAACAGCCAGAAACUGUCCAGAAUUUUGUCUCUGUAUUUGGAACUGUGGCCAAAAAGCUGAUGCGGAAAUGGCUAGCCACUCAAACAAUGAACUUUACUGGUCAGCUAGGAGCUGGAAUCCGUUACUUUGAUCUUCGAAUUUCCACCAAGCCCCGAGAUCCCGACAAUGAACUCUACUUUGCACAUGGUUUGUUCAGUGCCAAAGUCAAUGAAGGCCUCGAGGAGAUCAAUGCAUUCCUCACAGAUCACCAUAAGGAAGUAGUAUUCUUGGACUUCAACCAUUUUUAUGGGAUGCAGAAAUAUCACCAUGAAAAACUGGUCCAAAUGCUGAAAGACAUCUAUGGCAACAAAAUGUGCCCAGCAAUUUUCGCCCAGGAAGUUAGUUUAAAGUACCUGUGGGAGAAGGACUAUCAAGUGCUGGUCUUCUACCACAGUCCAGUGGCUCUGGAGGUCCCCUUUCUUUGGCCUGGACAGAUGAUGCCAGCACCCUGGGCCAACACCACAGACCCUGAAAAACUGAUCCAGUUUCUUCAGGCAUCCAUCACAGAGAGAAGAAAGAAGGGCUCGUUUUUUAUAUCUCAGGUGGUGCUGACCCCCAAAGCUAGCACUGUGGUCAAAGGUGUGGCAAGUGGCCUCAGAGAAACAAUCACAGAACGAGCUCUUCCUGCCAUGAUGCAGUGGGUCCGCACACAGAAGCCAGGAGAGAGUGGCAUCAAUAUUGUCACUGCCGACUUUGUAGAACUCGGUGAUUUUAUCAGCACUGUCAUAAAGCUCAACUAUGUCUUUGAUGAAGGAGAAGCCAACACUUGA
Lepus europaeus (European hare) is the source of this 966-nucleotide messenger RNA. RefSeq names its product phosphatidylinositol specific phospholipase C X domain containing 3 (gene PLCXD3). Gene Ontology annotation, biological process: lipid metabolic process. Gene Ontology annotation, molecular function: phosphoric diester hydrolase activity. The transcript is spliced from 3 exons. Lineage: Eukaryota; Metazoa; Chordata; Mammalia; Lagomorpha; Leporidae. The record is from RefSeq and is a predicted model, not a curated record. Gene Ontology annotation, cellular component: synapse. The coding region runs from base 1 to 966 and encodes 321 amino acids.